CACAUCCUUUCCGUGGACUCAAAUCACAGGUUUUUUCAAAAACAGAACCCGAAAAGCUUUCCAUUUUCCGUUUUCAAAAAACCGAAUCCAAAAACAGUAACGGCCAUUAUUGCGGUACCCACUUCGGCGAAACUUCCAUGUGCCCAGCCCCCGAUUUUCCUCUGGUUCCGAUUUCUCGAAUAUUCAAAUAUUCAAAAGAGAACCCAGAAAAGUAGAGAUAAAGCUUCCCACUUUUCUAAUCAUAUUUUAUAAUCCAAUAAUUAGAUCCACCAACACCCCAUUAAUCUACUAAUUAAACCAACUCAGUCUCUCUCUCUCUCUCUCUCACCACUGCAAGUCUUCCAUUGGCGACUGCUCGCCAUGUUUCAGAGCCCUCCAUCUUCUUCAGGUACGUACGAUCGAGAUCUCUAAGUGUGUUCGACAAUGUCGCUCUGAUUCUCCUGAGGACGGUUCGGUAUUUCCCUCUUGUUCUUGUAUUUUAGAUUUAAAUUUUGAGAAUUUAUGAAUUUCUGUUUUUGGAUUGUGAUAAGUGAUUGAAGUCGAUACGUUUUGAUUUGGGGAGUUUUUGGGUUGGUGGGUGAGAAAUUAAAAAUGUUUCCUUUUUGACAUUAUUGUGGCUUGCGGUGGAAGGCGACACUUGGCGCCUAAUUUCGGCAAACGUAGAAAACUUAGCAGAGUAGGGCUCUUUCGUUUGAGUCGGUUGUGAAUUCGAUUUUGCACGACCGAGUCGUGUCCAACUUCGUUUCCUGGAGCCUUCCAGAACCCCUUCAGAUUUGCAAAACUGGAUACGAACUUUCUUAGAGACUUCCCAAUCCUUACCUAUUCCGCAUUCUGUUUCUUGGUGCUGAUUGGAGUUCCAAGUUUUUGUUUUCUGGGUUUUGUUGUGGCUGCUUUGUAGGUGUGGAUUUCGAGUCGUUUGGUUGAUUGCAUUGUGAAGGAAGGGAAAGAGGAUUCCUUUUAGAUUUUGGGGUUUUCUUCCGACUUGAGUUAAUGGGUGGGAGAAGUUCAAAAGAGGGGAGCUAUAGGCAGAAUUCAUCUUCUCGUUCGAGCUCCUCAUGGGGCGGGUAUCCUGGAGGUCAAUCAACGUCAUAUGCUCAACCGCCAUAUGGUCAAGGAAGUCAGAGUUAUCCACCACCACCCCAGGAAUCCUAUCAAUCAGCACAGCCUUACUAUGCUCCCGUGUAUAGUGCUCCUGCGGCCCCUCGGGCUCAGGAGAAGACGUUUGAUAGGAGAUAUUCCAGAAUUGCUGAUAAUUACCAUUCCCUGGAGGAAGUGACAGAGGCUCUUGCGCGUGCUGGUCUCGAGUCUUCCAAUCUUAUCGUUGGUAUUGAUUUCACAAAGAGCAAUGAAUGGACAGGUGCGAGGUCAUUUAACCGAAAAAGCUUGCAUCACAUUGGGAAUGGGCCAAAUCCCUACGAACAUGCGAUAUCCAUUAUUGGAAAAACCUUGGCUGCUUUUGAUGAGGAUAAUCUCAUUCCCUGUUUCGGCUUUGGGGAUGCGACAACUCAUGAUCAAGAUGUGUUUAGUUUCUAUGAUGAUAGAUAUUGCAAUGGAUUUGAGGAAGUAUUGACUCGCUACAAGGAAAUUGUUCCCAAGCUACGGCUUGCAGGACCGACUUCAUUUGCACCUGUAAUUGAACAGGCCAUGACCAUCGUUGAGGAGAGUGCUGGCCAAUACCAUGUCCUGUUGAUAAUUGCAGAUGGCCAGGUCACUAGAAGCGUUGAUACUGAGAAUGGCAGGCUGAGCCCUCAGGAACAGAACACGGUUAAUGCCAUUGUUGCUGCAAGUAAGCUCCCUCUAUCAAUUAUUCUAGUUGGUGUUGGAGAUGGGCCCUGGGACAUGAUGAAGGAAUUUGAUGACAAUAUUCCUGCUCGGGCAUUUGAUAAUUUCCAAUUUGUGAAUUUUACGCAAAUUAUGUCAAAGAAUGUGCCACCGUCAAGAAAGGAGACGGAAUUUGCUCUAGCAGCCUUGAUGGAAAUUCCUGCUCAGUAUAAAGCAACAAUAGAGCUCAAUAUAUUGGGUGGUCGGAAGGGCGAUAUUCCCCAGAGGGUUCCUCUCCCCCCUCCUGUGUAUGGAGCGUCAUCGUUCAGCAGCUCAAAAACUUCCCGUGCUACCAGUUUCAGUUCGCCAUCUUUCACGAAACCUUCCCAUACCAGUUACGAGCCAAGUGUUCCUCCUUAUUAUGGAGACAGCAGUUCCGUUGGUACAGCUCCACCUGCUCCCAGUUCUUCCUAUGAUAACCAGGUUUGCCCCAUUUGCCUUACGAAUCCGAAAGACAUGGCCUUUGGUUGCGGGCAUCAGACAUGUUGCGAAUGCGGACAAGAUCUUCAGUCGUGCCCAAUAUGCCGAAGCGCAAUCCAAACCCGGAUAAAACUGUAUUAACGACGACGUGCUUUCAUGCCGGAGUUGGCCGACAUUGUGUGUAUUUGUUUAUUUUUUCAAUCACAUUCUUUGUAAUCCAUUGCUUUAGGUGGUCAGGAAGUUACUAGGUUUGGUAAUUGGUUGAAUCCGGCAUAUGAUGAUGAUGAUCCAGAUGUGAGUGAAUAUUCUGGUGAUGUUUUUUUGGUUGUUUGAAAAAGAAGUGAAGUGCUGCCGUCUCUACAGUUUUGUAAUUUGACUGCUGCUCUGUAGAUGCCGGUCUUGUUUUUUUUUCACGUAGGUGGACUUUCUUGUGGAUGGAUAGAGAUUUUCUAUGUGUUGGGAACACGGUUUGAUACAUUAAGUGUGGUAAAACAAUUGAUUGGAAACUUGAACAAAUGGAUUCAACUAAUUGCAUGUA
This is a messenger RNA of Malus domestica (apple), 2779 nucleotides long. Lineage: Eukaryota; Viridiplantae; Streptophyta; Magnoliopsida; Rosales; Rosaceae. The record is from RefSeq and is a predicted model, not a curated record.